This is a messenger RNA of Soboliphyme baturini, 1002 nucleotides long. The record is from the annotation of a GenBank genome assembly. NCBI's taxonomy places the organism in Eukaryota, Metazoa, Nematoda, Enoplea, Dioctophymatida, Soboliphymatidae.
AUGGUUGACGGUAGCCUGAAUAAAUCUCAGAAUGUCGAGAUCUGCGUCACCGAAAGGAGCAGGAGGCCAGAAAAUUGCGGCGUCGAUCUACGACUUCACAUUAAAGUGACAGACGAUCUCGUAGUCGAACACGGUAUGGUGUUGGACGGAUGCUUUACAGCACUCUCGAAACAGAUACCUUACCGAGUCCAUGCCAUUGUUGUGUCUACUAGACUUGGCGAUUACAGUGUGAGGCAGACCUGUAGUCGUAACGUGAAGGAUUACAUGUUUGUCGUCUUUCACUCACGCCUGGAGUGCUACAUCGACACGGUGAUCCUGAACAAAUUGCUAACUGGUGUAUCACUGGCUGCCCUUGACAGUCGGUGGUUUUGGAAUGAAGACAUCUGGUUGCCGCCCGGAACCGGAUGGGCGUCGCUAAAGAACUCGCAUAACUCUGACUACAGGAAGUUCUCUGAUCUCUGGCUACCCAUGUACUACGCGUUCGUGAUUUUGGCUCUACGUGCCGCCUUUGAGUGGUUUAUGCCUAGUGUUGACUGUUGUUUCAUGCUGAGCAAUUAUUCUCCUGAACUUGUUCACUUUUUCUGUGUUAUGCGCGAGGUGCUCGCUGUGUCCCCUUAUUUAAGUCAUGUAAAUUACAUGAUAUUUGAUUUUGUGUUGGCUGUGUGUCCAAUUAAUGCUGACUUUAGGUGUAUAGCUAGGCCGCUUGGACGUUUCUUUGGCAUACGCGAUACGGGAAGCCCACUACCUCAUUUUUUCAGAUGUAUCGUUCACCGCGUUCGCUCAGUGGCCAAUUUCGGCAGUAAUGGAUGCGGCAAAGGCUAUUACAUGCUCUUUGAGGAAAGGAAUGGACGUAUGGAAAAGAUUGAUGAACGCAAAGGUGACGCUGUUGAACCGGCGGCUGGCAACAAUAGUUCGAGGAGGAUCCGAACGAAUUCUGUCUCGAAAAUCAUACACAUCAUUCAUCAGAAGUCAGUGUUGGAUAAGUUUUCUGAAUCCUGGUAA